AUGUCUGUUCCGGCCAAAACCGCUAAGUUGACUAGUCACGCAUUGGACGUGGUAGCAAAGAUAGUGGAAAGCGAUACAGAUGCUACAACUGUUGAUUUGAACUUGUUGGAGAACUUGAAUACCAACCAAUCUUUAAACUACAUUAAAUUAGAACAAAGUUUGAGCUCGAUCGAUGCCAGUUCUCGAAAACUAGAAAUCAUGAAAAAGGAGUAUUCUACCUACGUGGAGGCGGUAUCAGAUAUUGAAUCCAAGGUUAAUAAGUUAGAAGAAGUUGGUCGUACGUCUACGGAAGAAGCUCUAAAUAUCACCUUGGUUCCGUUUCAUGAUCGCAAUGUGACUGCAAGAGCCAAGCUGCUUCGUGGUAUUCUAGAAUACUUCAUGAAUAAACCCGAUGACUCUAAGGAAGAUGAAGAGGAAGACGAGGAAGAAGUUUGCGAAGAAGGUUCUGUCUCUACGAAAUAUCGAUAUCUCUAUGAUGAUACAGAUACAGAUUCCGAUUUAGACGCCCAUUGUGAACCAGAUUAUAGUGAUGACGACAGUUUUAUGAACUCUGAUUCAGAAGAUGACGACUGCAAUUACAGAUACUAUUACCUCAAUAAGAAGGACCACCCAACUAUUAACGUCUACAAUAUUUCAUACAUAGGUCGGAAGGAUUUAGUUCUUGGAAAUACCAAUGAAACCGAGAAUUAUAAACGAGAUUCAGAAGGUAAUAAUCAAAUGCUGCUUGGAGGAAUAUUCACUCAGCUCCCACUUGUAAGGGAAAUACAAAAGCUCGGACACGAGACAGUUAUGUCACCAGCAUUUACCUCUGUUGCUGCAUAUUUUAGUGAAAGAGCUCGAAUUGGAGCGCUGAAAGUAUCAACGUCAUUUGGGAGAGCUGCUUGGCGACAGUUGUACAAGUUUGUCACUCAAAACACCAAGCAGAAAGACGGUAUUGUAUAUCAAUACAACGAACCAGACCUCAAUAAAAGUGUUAUUGAUCGGGCCAAAAAAGUCUUGAGACAAAAAAUUAUUCAUAGAACCAAACUAUUUGAAGCCGCUACUCCAAUGGUAAACACGUUAUCUAAUUUAUCUUUAGCAACAUCCGACGAUGAGGUGAAUAUAAUAAGUAGUAACAGAGAAACAUCUGGUUCUAAUGUGUAUGAAGAUAACGCUAAAAAUGGGGAUAGUGAGCAUGAUGAAAAUGAAGAUUACGAUGAAGAUGACUAUGAACAUGCAGAUGAAGAAGAGGAUGUCGUAGCUGAAGGUGAUGAAUUCUCUGAAACCAAAUUCCUGGGAGAGAGUAGUCUGAAUAACUCGUUCACUAGAAGAAGGGGAUAUUCAAGUCCAAGUUUAAGUCGCCGAUUAACUCAGAAUGACGCUAGUUCUCUUGUUGGAGGUGAUUCUCUUCGUGAAACACUCCAAUCACUGCAUUCACUAGCUUCAAGCAGUUUUCACCCUUUAGCCGAUAGCUCAAAACCUCUGAUAGCUCAAGAAACAGUUGUUGCCAAUGAAGCAGAAAUAAGUUCGUUAGAAUAUAAUCAAUCGCAAAAAGUGUUCUCUUUUAGUUUACCCUUUGGAGGUUUUUCAAACAUUCGUUCCAACCUAUAUAAACAUAUCCAAUCGAUUGUACAUGGACCUUCAGAGCCCGAGUUCCAAGAAUCCGAAGAAAGUAGACCGCAGCUACAACGUGUUAAAACAACGGAAACAUUCAAAGAAGCAGAGCAUUUUAGAAAUUAUAAGGGUACAGAUAAUGUACGGAUGAGAGCAGUCAGAAGUUCAGUACAAGCAAAUUUAAGUGAAUUGCUUCCUGAUUUCUUAAACAACCAUAAGAAGAAAGAACCAUGGGAAAGCAUUUUUGAUGAGAUUGAAGGGAAUAUUGUGAUAAUGGGAGGAUAUAGAGGUUCGAUUCUUCGAGAUGCCAAAUCUAGAAAGAGAGUUUGGAUACCUAUAAAAGCGGGUUUCAAUCUUCGAAAAAUCAAUUUAUUACUUGGUCCAACAAAGGAAGAUGAACUUAAUGCUUCCAAAUAUAUAAUUCCAGAUGGAGUUUUGAAGAAUAUAGGUCCUAUCGAUAUUUGCCGUCGACUCAUCAAGCGGUUGAGCAGUAAUCCAAAUGCAAAUGUGGUUGAGUUCGGUUACGAUUGGCGCCUUAGUGGACCGGUUCUUUCACAGAACUUAAUUAAUGAAUUGCAAAGGAUUCAUGAUGAGACAGGAAAACCUUCACUUAUCAUUGCCCAUUCUAUGGGAGGAUUAAUCACUCAUGGUGCCUUACAACAAAGGCCCGAUUUAUUCCGUUCCAUUGUAUAUGUUGGAUCCCCCAGUGAAUGUCUCAAUAUUUUAGGUCCUAUAAGAUUUGGCGAUUCAGUGAUUCUUUCGGAUAAAAUAUUGACAUACGAAACAAACUUCAUGAUGAGGUCAAGUUUCUUAUUUCUACCUCUUCAUGGAAGUGUUUUCAUCAAUAGAGAUACCCACGAUCCCUACGAUUUGGACCUCUUUGACCCUGAAGUAUGGGUUAAGUAUAACUUAAAUCCACUAGUACUGGAAAAGAGAAGGCAGUUAGAACGUCGAAAAUUAGCUGGCGGAUCACCAACAUUGACAAAGGCAUCCCUUGCAGAUAUGACUACAAAGAAUAAUGAAAGUUUAGCAUAUCUGUCAAGAUCGCUGACUAUAAAUUCAACAUCAGAUUCUACCCAUUCAUUUUUCAACAUUUCCCUGAAGUUACGUAAAACUUCUUCAACACUAACAAGAUUUCGAUCUCCAACAUCUCCAUACUUCCCUGAAACCGAAACUUUUGACAACGAUUUAGAUUCGACAAGUGAACCUGAAAUUGGCCCAAAGUCGCUACCUUAUUCUUUUUCGUUUACCGAAUCAUAUAACUACUUGGCUGAAACGUUAGCGGCCACCAAAGAAUUCUUGAGUGGGUUAGAAUUCAAGGAAGAAUUGGCUGAUAAAUACCCACCUAUGGCAAUAGUGUAUGGUAAUACAGUUCCAUCGGUCCGGUUUUCUGUGGUAAGGCAUAGACAGGAUAUUAAAGAUGGUAAUUACUAUGAGUUUUAUUAUGGGCAUGGAGAUGGUGUUGUGAAUCUGAAAUUUCUUAUGCCCGAAAAGAAAAAUUUCAACAAAUACGAUCCAAAAACAGGUCGAGGAUAUAUUGUGGGGAAAUUUGUUAGUGACUGUGGCCAUGUGAGCUUGAUGACAGAUUUUAAAGCCAUGGGUAUGGCCUUGAGUGCAGUUUGUGAAGCGGAAACUACUUGGAAUCUUCAGCAACAUUCCAACUAA
Lizanozyma spartinae is the source of this 3258-nucleotide messenger RNA. RefSeq lists its product as uncharacterized. Gene Ontology annotation, biological process: lipid metabolic process. Lineage: Eukaryota; Fungi; Ascomycota; Pichiomycetes; Serinales; Debaryomycetaceae. The record is from RefSeq and is a predicted model, not a curated record. Gene Ontology annotation, molecular function: triacylglycerol lipase activity. The transcript has 5 exons. The coding region runs from base 1 to 3258 and encodes 1085 amino acids.